GUUUUACAUGAUAAGAGAACCAACAUUCCUAAACCCUUUGAGGUUCGGUGACCGCCAAACGGUAGGGUUUAUAUACUGAAAUCCUAUCAUUCAUUUGGGACAAGAAGACGUCUAAAAGCCCUUAGCCCAUAUCGAUGACCUCUCACGUAAACACUGGUCUCUCGCCGGAGCCGUUAUCGGCUUCCGGACGGACCUCGGAGAAGCUGAGUCUGCCGGCGCUGCAAUCGAAGAUGAAGUGUGAUCCGGAAGGCUACGAAUCGGAGCUGGUACUGGUUUACAACCAAUUCAAAACGUCUAUGGAGCUUUUCGAGCAGCAAUCGGCUCUCAAUUUCACCUCCAUAAGCGGCAUUGGUAACGAUCCAACUGUAGCCAAGGAACUCGGCGAAAGGGCCAUGUUUUUAGCUCAUGUCACUCCGUUUUACCCUCACCAUCUCGCCGAUUUCCCAAAGCAGCUCGCUGAUUUUCUCCGAUCGUCUGCGCAAUCUCUUCCCUCUGGUCUUCGUUGUCAUGUCGCUCAGGCUCUUAUUCUUCUGAUUAAUAGGAAGAGCGUGGAUAUUGGAGAAACUCUUGCUUUAUUCAUGGAGUUGCAGACUCUAGGAGAUAGGGUGAUAAGAAAAUUGGCAUUUUCUCAUGUUGUUCAUAGCAUUAGGAAAAUGAAUAAGAAGCACAAGAAUGAAGCUAAGAAUCGAGCUCUUCAGAAUAUAUUAUUUGCUAUGCUUCAGCAAGAGGAUGAAGCCAAAGCCAAGAGAUCACUUAUCACAUUGUGUGAGCUUCACAGGAGGAAGGUGUGGUUUGAUGAAAGAACAGCAAAUGCAAUUUGCACUGCAUGUUUUCAUUCAUCAUCAAGGAUCAUGAUUGCUUCCCUAUCAUUUCUACUUGAUUACGACAAGAUUGAAGAUGAUGAAGACAGUGACGCUUCUAGCAGUGAUGAUGAAUCGACUCCUCAAUCAUAUCAGCUUGCCCUUAGUAGGGAAGCUGUUUAUAAGGCACACCAUAAAGGUACAAGUUCUAGCAAGAAGAAAAAGAAAGCCAAACUUCAGCGUGCUAUUCGUAGCAUGAAAAAGCAGCAGCGCUUGUCAUCAGAAAGAAGCGAUUCAAAUUACUAUUCACCACUUAAUCAUUUGAAAGAUCCACAAGGAUUUGUAGAGAAGCUGUUUUCCCGCCUUCAAGCUUGCAAUGAGCGAUUUGAGGUCAAGAUGAUGAUUUUGAAAGUAAUUGCCCGAACAGUUGGGCUUCACCGCUUAAUUUUAUUGAGCUUCUACCCUUAUCUUCAGAAAUAUGCUCAGCCUCAUCAACGUGAAGUUACAAAUUUACUUGCUGCAGCAGUUCAGGCCUGCCAUGAUAUGGUGCCUCCUGAUGCAGUUGAACCAUUAUUCAAACAAAUAGUCAACCAGUUUGUGCAUGACCGUUCACGUCCAGAGUCCAUUGCUGUUGGGCUCAAUGUAAUAAGGGAAAUAUGUUUGCGAAUGCCUUUGCUGAUGACAGAGGAUUUGCUGCAAGAUCUUGCAUUAUAUAAGAAAUCACAUGAGAAGGCAGUUUCAAUAGCAGCCCGUUCACUUAUAGGAUUAUUUAGAGAGGUUUGCCCUUCACUGCUGGUUAAGAAGGAUCGCGGGCGCCUUACCGACUCAAAAGCAAGGCCAAAGGCAUAUGGAGAGGCCAAUGCACUCAGCAAUGUUCCUGGUGUUGAAUUGUUAGAUAAUGAUGAGGAGGAUGGUCAUGAUGUUGAUGAUGCCACAUCGAGUGGCUCUGAUGAUGAACUUGAUAAUGAUAAGAUGGUUGCUUCUAGUGAUGAUGAAGGCAUUCAGGAAUCUGCUUAUGAUAGUGGAAGUGAAGAUGAUGAUGAAAUAGAAGAAAUGGUUUCAGAAGAUGAUGAUGAUGGUCACAAUAGUUUAGAUGAUGAUGAGGAUGAGGAUGAUGAUAUUGAUGAGGAGGAAGAAGCUGAGUCUGAGGAUGAGUUAGAAGAGGAUGAGAAUGAGGACGAGAUGAAGGAAGAAGCCAUUGAUAAUGAUAACAUGGAUAAUGAAUGUCGAGUGAAGGAAUCUAAGUGCAAAAAGAGAAAAUUGUCAAAUUUUGAUAAACAAGUUAUUGCUGCUGAUACAAGUCUUCGGGCUUUGAAAAGAUUAGCAGGAACAACAUUAGUGACUACGUCAUCUGACUCACCGGAUGGUAUUCUUUCUAAUGAAGACUUCAAAAGGAUCAAGGAAUUAAAGGCAAAGCAAGAAGCAAAAAUUGCCUUGACACAGCACGGGUUGUUAAGAAAGGGCUCAGAUGCUAAGUCAAAUGCAGUUAAAAUUCCCAGUUCUGAUCAACUGAGUGUCAAGCGAGUGGAUCCAGCGAAGCUUGAAGCUCACAUACGGAGAAAGCUAAGCAAGGAAGAAAGAUUGGAACUGGUGAGGAAAGGAAGAGAGGAUAGAGGAAAGUACCAGGCUCGAGCUGCUGUUAAACAGAAGAAGACGGGAGGUCUGAGCAAUCGGCAGAAGGAACACAAGAAGGCUAUGCCUCUCGCUGCAAAGAGAUCAAAGGUGGCGAGAACCCGAAUGGAGAAAAAUAAAAAACAUAACCGCUCUGGCAAACAGUUCCGAGGGAAAAAGGCCUGGAAAUGAUCAAGAGCUUCCAUUCUAUUUGUUAAGGUAAUUAUGAAACUGAUAAGGGUUAAAUCCAGGUCAGCUAAAGGGGCAGGUUAUCAAAGGAUUUCAUCUACCCUAUCUCAAAUAUCUCUCUUAACAAAAAUAGAAUCGACAACUCUCAAUUCUUGGAUUUGAUCUGGGACCGUUUAGGAAACAGUCACUGGGCAACGCAUGUGGGGAGGGCUAGCACCUUUAAGCAGCAACUUCCAGCUGGUGGACCAUCACCAAUCUAUUCACUGUUGAGCAACUAGUGAUGUGAAAUGAAGUUCUUUGUUUUCUGUUUUUCUUAUCCCUUUUGUUUGUAUUAUUUAUCUGAAAAAGUUGACUCUCCUCGGUUUCCCAAUUAUCAAAAACAGUGGUUACCACUGAAUCAAAUAUCUCGCUAGAUCAGACUGGCAGCAAGCAUCCUAUAGUCCCAAGCCAAAAAAAAAAAAAAAAAAAAAAAGGGUGGGGGAACCAGAGCACGCCCAAUCUGCUCCACUUGUCUCUGUAAACUGCGGAUUGCUUUUCCUGUUAUGGUCAAACAUCAGUCUCCCGCUUCCUCUUUUUUUUAACCUUUGAAACAGAAAAGUUGUUGCCGGUACAAUUACUGUUCAAGUUCAAUAGAAUAACAGAAUUUGAUUACCAACUUGUGACGA
Molecule: messenger RNA, 3265 nt
Organism: Ziziphus jujuba (common jujube)
Lineage: Eukaryota; Viridiplantae; Streptophyta; Magnoliopsida; Rosales; Rhamnaceae
Exons: 15
Coding region: 135-2603 (822 amino acids)
Biological process (GO): ribosomal large subunit export from nucleus; ribosomal large subunit biogenesis
Cellular component (GO): nucleolus
Source: RefSeq, a predicted model, not a curated record